This is a messenger RNA of Salvelinus namaycush (lake trout), 3415 nucleotides long. It is a transcript of the gene nhsl2, whose product is annotated as NHS-like 2. The transcript is spliced from 5 exons. The coding region runs from base 245 to 3322 and encodes 1025 amino acids. The record is from RefSeq and is a predicted model, not a curated record. NCBI's taxonomy places the organism in Eukaryota, Metazoa, Chordata, Actinopteri, Salmoniformes, Salmonidae. Gene Ontology annotation, biological process: cell differentiation.
UCCUCUCUCCUCUCUCUCUCCUCUCUCUCUCUCUCUCGGUGAGGGUAAACUCUUGGGCGUAGACCUCCUCCAGGGAUCCUGUUCUCCGUCCCUGGGCUGUGGUGGAGGAGGCCAGCCCCGGUCUCUGGAGCCUGUCACAGACACCCCUGUCCAGCACAUACCCCUGAGGAAGACCCAUAGUGACCUGGACCCCAGCCUCAGCCUUCCCCAGUCCCCCAGGAACCCCCCUCCUACCCUGGGCACCAUGGAUCACUCUGCCGCCCUCCUCUGCUCCAACUCCCCCUCUCAGUCCUGGAACGGCCCCAAGGGCUCCACCUUCUCCCCGGGAGCCUGGAACGAGGCCUAUAGUUAUAGUUUAGCUCCAAGUCCGCUGGGGAAGGGACCGGCGACCCUGCCCAAGGGACCAAGGAUGGUUGGGGGGCAGGGUGGGGAGUUGAUGUGCCCCUCUCAGACCAGUUUGGGACUCUCCGUGAGCUCGGGGUCGCAGUCUCACUCUAGUUCGUUCACGUCAAUAUCAGAACCUUCCGGACACAGGCACCCAGGCACCAUAGGGAUGAUGAUGGGGAGGCGGAGCGAGACAGAGGGGGCGGCAUCUAGCCCCACUGACGAACGGAGCGGUUCGGAGAGAGGGAUGGGAGGAGGAGGAGAGAGAAGGGAAAGGUCGGCGCGUUCUGUCGCCGCCGCCAAUGCAUUUAAGUUCCGUGAGCGUUCUCUUUCCACGCCGACGGAUUCCGGCUCGUUCUGCUCCACGGAUAACAUCUGCGGCGGGAUGUACGGCGUCGGUGGACUACCUGGAGCCGGUAAUGGGACAAACGGGAACGGUGGCAGCAUUUUAACAGAGAUGCACCACCCCCACCACCAUUACCCUGGCGGCGAGGGGGGUGAGAGGGGCGAGAGCUACGCCCUCUUCUACCCCAGUGGGAGCUCCGAGGAUGGGAGCAACAGCAUUGACAACGUCUCCGUAACUGACGGCAACUUCCCCCCGGGAGGUCGCCUACGGUUACGUUCUCGCUCCAUCUCGCUGAAGAAGUCCAAACGCAAACCCCCUCCGCCCGUCCGGAGCGUCUCGCUCGUGAAGAAUUUAGGGGGCGCCGAGGGACGCGUGCAUGGCCACAACGGAGGGCACUACCGGGACGGGCGCCCCAAAUCCCUCCACAUCCCACGGGACCACCUCCAGGACUUCCAGCCAGACUUCCUCCUACCCUCCUCCUCCUCCUCCCUCUCCAAGCCCGAUCUGGAGGAGCCUGAGCUGGGCCACGGCGGCGUGGACGGACCCCCUAGCCUCGAGGUCCACGGACCAGACACAACAGAGCUGUCCUUCCCAGCCCACUGGCAGCUGGAGGAGUGGAAAGCUUCUGACCCCUACAGGUCGUUGUCUGGGUCUAGUACAGCCACGGGGACGACUGUUAUAGAGUGCAUGAAGGUUCGGGGCAGCUCCGAGUCUCUCCUGGACUCCCCCUCCACCUCCAGAGCCACCUCCCCCUCCCUGCUCUCCAUUGAGGCAGAGUCGACCAAAGCUUCCUCCCCCUUCAAGCCACCAGGACUCAUGUCCCCCUCCAGUGGCUACUCUAGCCAGUCAGAAACUCCGACGCCCAUCACCCCCUCCAACCAGGUGGCAGGAACACCAACAGGGCCCGCCUGCACGUUGGGGUGUAAGAUGCGCCCCAAAAUCCCAGAGAGGAAGUCUUCGUUGCCAGCUACAUCACCACGGGACCCUGCUGCCCGAUCGAGGCUGUCCUUCGAGAUGCCGGUUAACGCUCAUCUGGAUUUGUCCUCCAUCAAACCAAAACAGAAGGCCAGCCGGCGCCAUUCUGACACGUCCACCGCCACUAAGCCCGGUAAACUGAGUGCCGGCAGCCAAUCAACACUCCCAGUGGUGAACACGAACGAGCUCCGGAACAUCCGCCUGCGUUCUGUCUCCCGUACCGACCUGGAGGACUGCCUCGAUGGAGCCUCUAAUGACAUCAUUGAGGAGGAGCAGGGUCGCGACCUUUCCCCCCCGCCUGUCACCCCAGGUUGCACUCCCGGCCCCCUCGUUGCCCCCAAACCCAAACCCCCUGUGGCCUUCAAGCCCCCAUUACCCAAACGCCCCCUCAACAUCCUCCUCAAGUCCCCCUCCUCCUCCCCCGUCGCUUCCGACUCCCCCCCUGCCUCCCCUGUUAACCCUCCCCGGCCCAUGCCUAACCCCAGCAUCUACAUGGUAGUAGGUAGGAAGCCCAAGCUGAAGAAAGCCUUCCCUCACACCCCCACCAGUCCCUUUAGACCCCAGGAACAUCCCCAAACCUUCCCCCUCCACUACCCCCAGAGCCUCUACGAUGCCCCCUCCUUCCCCCACACCCAGUCCCUGUACGAUCUGCCUCCUCUCCCCCUGCCCCAGCCCCUCCUGGAGGACCCCUCCAUGGAGCCGGAGUUCAACCCUGACUUGGAGCUCCGUCUUGGGCCUGAGGAUGGAGGGUCUCUCCCCUCUCCCUGCAGUAACCAGGAAGUGUUGGAGACUCAGGAUAAGAGCACGUCUCUACCUAGCAGGAUGACCAUAUCCUGUCUGGCUGAAUUGGACAAGAAGAAACCCAAGGUUCCUCCGCCGGUUCCAAAGAAGCCCAACGUCCUGCUUCUCCCCUCCAACGGUACCACCGACAGACAGGGAACACAGACAGACAGCCCUGCCGCUCUCCGCUCUCCCGUUGGAGCGUUCCCACCAGAAGAGAUUCCCGGGAAAGAGGAAAACCAGGAAAAUUACCUGGGAAUAGGAACGGAUGAGGAAAGCUCCAUGGAGUCUUCAUUACAGGACUCUUCUUUUACAGAUGCGGAGGGGAGGCUCAGCAUUACAGAGACAGGCAGAAGUGAUGACGCGGAGAGCGUUGAGGAGAGCAGUUCGGUCGUUAGUGACAAGACGGAGCUCCACAUCACAGAGGAAAUGGAUGAUGAUGUCAGAGGACACACACCUACCACACACACCACAGAGGACCUGUUCACCAAAAUACACAGGUCAAAAAGGAAAGUCCUGGGCCGUAAGGAACCAGGGGACUCGUUCGGCAGCCGCCAGAGUCUGGUCUCCCCGGUGAAGCACAGCACCAGUGGUGGUGACCUCCGAACCCUGACCCUGGGCUCGACCCCGCGCUCCACCUCGCGGAACGACAACUUCAUGGCCCUGCUCCAAAAGAAGGGCAGCAAGUCCAGCACGGGAGGGGCCAGAGUCUCUGCCAUGGAACUCCUCAAGAGCACAAACCCCCUCGCGCGACGCGUCACAGAAUUCUCGACCUCAGCGGACGGAGGGGAUAUGACCACCGGGAAUCAUGGAACCAGACUGCCUCAGGACCAAUGAGAGUCUGAACCAUUGAAUGUUUUUAAACCACUUGUCCCAGGUCAUUCUCUCUCUCUCUCUCUCUCUCUCUCUCUCUCUCUCUCUCUCUCUCUC